Molecule: messenger RNA, 252 nt
Organism: Linum tenue
Lineage: Eukaryota; Viridiplantae; Streptophyta; Magnoliopsida; Malpighiales; Linaceae
Source: the annotation of a GenBank genome assembly
CUGAGAUCGGCGGCGAGGAACAAGGAAGCCGGAGAUGGAUUCUCAAUGACGGAGUACCGGCUCGACGGUGUCAUCUACAGCGUUGCCACAGAUCUUGUGAUCUGCUCGGUGAGAAGGAAACAAGACAGAGCAUCCUCUGAGAUCCAGAUCAUUGACGCUAGGGUACCGCCGACUCCGACGGCUUGGUGUUUGCCACCUUGCCGAUCGACGAUGACCCAGCCGGUAAUGGGAGGAACCUUGUUUUCGUGCUAG